Molecule: messenger RNA, 1653 nt
Organism: Scheffersomyces coipomensis
Lineage: Eukaryota; Fungi; Ascomycota; Pichiomycetes; Serinales; Debaryomycetaceae
Exons: 1
Coding region: 1-1653 (550 amino acids)
Biological process (GO): transmembrane transport
Cellular component (GO): membrane
Molecular function (GO): transmembrane transporter activity
Source: RefSeq, a predicted model, not a curated record
AUGAGUAAUAGUAAAUCAGAUAUAGAUUUCAAAGAUAUAGACCUUGAACAAACAGAAUCCCUCCUAUCAUCCAAUGAGUUCAACCCAUCAUCACCAUCCCACGGAGGACAACAUCCAAAACCAGCAUCUCCUAUAUUGAAAAACCCCACCUCUUCUUCAUCAACCGUUUCCCCCAUCGAUACUCAAAAUAUCACCUAUAGUUACACCAUCGAUUUCGAAAAUGAGGUCUUAUUCAUCGAUACUUCCAAUUGGAGAUAUAGUAACUUAUUAAAACUUCAAAUCUUAUCAUGCUACGGAGUAUUCAUCUUAUUUGGAUUAGCUGAUCAAACAUUAGGAACGUUAAUCCCUCUUUUACAAACAUCUUAUAAUAUUGGAGAUACAUCUAUAUCCCUUGUUUUCCUUUGUAUGAUAGCAGGAUAUUUCAUCAUGGCUGUAUUAAAUGAAUUCAGUCAUAAAUUAAUCGGGGUGAAAGGAGUCACGAUCUUAGGAGCUAUCGGAAUGACAUUAGGUUAUUUAAUCAUCCUGACUAAACCUCCUUAUUUAAUCUUCUUAUUAAGUUAUUUAAUCGGGGGUAUAGGGUUUGGAUCAUUGGAUGCCGCUAUAAAUAGUUGGAUGGGGAAUUUAGUGGAUUCAAAUCAAAUCUUGGGGAUAUUACAUGGUUGUUAUGGAAUAGGAUGUAUGAUAUCUCCUCCUUUAAUUACAUAUUUAUUGGAACGAGAAAAUAAUCCCAUGGAAUGGAAUCAAUAUUAUAUAUUAUUAUCUAUCAUUGGAUGUAUUUGUGUGGUGGCCCUUAUAUUCACGUUUAAAUUUGAAACGGCAAAGAAAUUCAAAUAUAUUAAUAUUCAAAAACAUUUACAUAAAAGUCAUGAUAAUGAUGAGAUAGAAGUAGAUGGAGUUAAAUUAACUGAUUUCUCAAUUGAAAUCGAUGAACAUGAUGAAGAUGAUGAUUCAACUUCAUCUCUUGCAUCCCCACCUCCAUCACCAUCUGAUGAGCAUUCCGCUUCUUUGGUUGCUGCUUUGAAAUCGAAAUUAGUUUGGUUAUUCGCUAUUAUUUUAUUCGUCUACGUGGGUGGAGAAGUGGCAUUUGGAUCAUGGAUGAUUACGUUUUUAUUAAGAAUUAAAAAAUUAAGUUAUAAACAAUCAUCAUAUAUCGCUACUACAUUUUGGACAGGAUUAACAUUAGGAAGAAUUGUAUUAGGAUUUAUAACGGCUCAUUAUUUCAAAACUGAAUUAAUGGCAAAUUUCAUCUAUAUAAUAUUUUCCACCGUGGGAUAUUUUAUUUUUUAUUUCAUUUCAUUAAUCCCCACUCCCGAAUCAUCAACCACCAUGAAUACCAAUGUGGCAAUCAUAUUAUUAUAUAUCAUUGCGUUAUUAAUUGGAAUCUUCGUAGGUCCAAUUUUCCCUACCACCAUCAUAUCAGCUUUGAAAGUAUUACCUACUAAAUAUCAUACAUCAGGAAUUGGAUUCAUUUGUGCAUUUGGUGGAGGUGGAGCUGCAGGGAUACCAUUUCUUAUUGGAUUAAUUGCUGAAGCUAGUGAAUUCGGAUUACAAAGUUUACCUCUCAUAGUGGCAAUCUUAUUCACAAUCUUAACUGCAAUAUGGUUUGGAAUAACAUUAAAAUUCAAUAAAACCUAUGGUAAAAAUGUCAUCUAA